Molecule: messenger RNA, 465 nt
Organism: Paramecium tetraurelia
Lineage: Eukaryota; Ciliophora; Oligohymenophorea; Peniculida; Parameciidae
Exons: 2
Source: RefSeq, a predicted model, not a curated record
AUGAAUAAACUAGCUGGUGCUUUGAAGCGUUUUUCAAAACGCAUGUUAUCACAAAGUAAAAUGAGUAUUCGACCAAAUUCUUCUACUCAUAACAUUGUCCUGGUUGAAGUUGAUUUAGCAACAAAUGAAGAUGAUCCAACAUAAACUCCUAAGAUCUUAUAAAUUUUACCAUUAAAUGCUGAAAACUUGAUUACAGUGCAUCCUAAUGAAAUUAAAUUAUGGAAAUAUAGUAAAUGUUAUUUAGAAUUUAAACCAAUUGCUCCUUUGCCUUUUUUAAAAUUAAAAUAUGUAUGUGUUGCAGAUAAGAAAGAUGAAUUUGUGGUUCUGUUUGGUGAUAAUUCUAUUAUGUCUAUUUCAAGUAAGAGCAUGAAUUCUAAAAAUAAACAAUUCAUAUGUCCUAAAUAAGUCCAUGUUAAAACUUUUUAAUUGCAUCAGGAGGAUGUAAAUAAAAUUGCUUUUAUGUGA